AGAUAUUGUCUGUGUUCUUAUCACAAUAAAGCAGUAUGUACUGAUUGUCCCUAAAUUUCAAUACUUUGUGAAUUAGAUAUUCUUUUUAUUCUUUAUUAAUUAUGAUCAGUGUCAUUACAACCUCGCGUCAAUUAUAAUUGACAUUUCAAUAUUUAAAAAAUCAUAAUUCCAUUGUUUUUCCCUGAAAAUAGCUGCAAUUUUGAUGUUUUUAAAUUCAUUCCCAUCAAAAUUUGGUAAAAGGCACCAUUAGCAUGGAUUCUUUUCUAUUCAACCCUUGCGGCUUGCUAAAUUGUGACAAUUGUUCCCAACUGUCAAACUUAAAUUUGCUGAAGAGCAAAAUUUUCCGACAAACCAGCAAAAAUGAUACUUUGAAAAUAAGUGAGCCGAGGUAUUGCUCCAAAGUUUUGCAUGGAAAUUGGUUCGAAGAGCGGGCUCAAUACAAAGCCCCGCCGGAUGAAUGGGUCAGCUCUUAUAAUGUCCUCUUCAAACCGUACAGCAGUGAGAAUUUUAAUGUUACCUCAGAGACUCGUGAGGCUGCGAAGAAGCUCAAAGACAGGAGUAAAGGAGUGACUCGUGAAGAACUGUUGGAGCAUCAUGGUGAUGCCUACCACAACAAUUUUUCUACUGCCUAUGAUCUGAGUUACAGAGUCCUUCCGAGGGGUUUGAGUGGACCUCCUCUUCGAAAAUAUAACGCCUGUAAAAGAACGUACGUUCCUGAACAAGACCUCGCAAAAAAUUUCGGCAAUCAAUACGGCUAUGGCUACAAGGAAUACAUCCAACGAAGAGACGAAGAACUCAUUGAAGAAGCGAAGGACCUCCCUCGUAGCCAUUACCGAUGUGAUUACACUGAAAAAAAAAUACCCACCGAUAAAAGGUAUCCUCGCAGGCGGGCUGAUAUGAAUAAACCAGAUUUACGUCACCUGAAUAUCGAUUUGGAUACCAAAUGGGGUCGUCUGUUUACCCAUGGUUAUCACAGACUCAAUAUUUUGCAGCAGAAGAUUCAUUAAGAUAACAGAGUUGAUUUUUCCUUUAAGAGUAUUGGAGUUUGAGGUAAAAUUGAAAUAAUAACUCUGAGAACUUAGAAUGUUUGUGAUUUUUUAUUCGGUCCUAUUCGUAUAGAAGAUGCAUUGCAAAAUCUUCCUCAAAAUAAAGACCAGACCUUGGACCACAUGGAACGCAUUUCUCAUUAUUUUGUUCCAUGAGCUCCAACCAAGGUCGACUUGGCGUCAUAGGAAAUAUUUAAAAAAUUCUAAUAUAACUGGAGUCUUCCAUAUUGUCAUUAGUAUAUGGAAGUACUGCAGUAAUGAAUACAUAGAAAUGCAAAUUGUUACAAAAAGAAGAUUCUCAAGUACUAAUUAUCUGCUGCAGCUUUAUCAUUACUCAUGACUAACAAAAUUAAUAAAAAAGCUCAUGUAUAUUUGACUCCAUCACACGAUUCAAUAGCGUUUCCAAAGUAUCAAUGAUUCCUCUACCCGUAUCCGCUUAUCCUAGUGAACACACAUUAAGAUAGUUUUAGGUAUCACAAGUUUUCGAGUGUAUCCAUCUAUCAAUAUCCUUCAAAAUUAUUUAUUGAGAUGCACUUAAUCGCAUUAUGGAAUAUCCUAAGACCUAUUUACAUCAUUCCUCGAUUUUCAUGAAUAACAAUCGGUUGGCAGUAUUUUCAACAAAAAAAAAAAAAAAAAAGACAAUAUAGAA
Diachasmimorpha longicaudata is the source of this 1695-nucleotide messenger RNA. RefSeq names its product cilia- and flagella-associated protein 107-like. The record is from RefSeq and is a predicted model, not a curated record. The transcript is spliced from 4 exons. Lineage: Eukaryota; Metazoa; Arthropoda; Insecta; Hymenoptera; Braconidae. Bases 252 to 1007 code for a protein of 251 amino acids.